This is a messenger RNA of Argiope bruennichi, 7367 nucleotides long. RefSeq lists its product as uncharacterized. Gene Ontology annotation, molecular function: acyltransferase activity, transferring groups other than amino-acyl groups. Lineage: Eukaryota; Metazoa; Arthropoda; Arachnida; Araneae; Araneidae. The coding region runs from base 225 to 6065 and encodes 1946 amino acids. The transcript has 16 exons. The record is from RefSeq and is a predicted model, not a curated record.
CACUAACGCAGUGAUCGAAUUCGAACGGAUAGAAUAGUGUGCAAAGGGGAAAGUUUGCUUUCUUCAGAAGACCGACCACUUGUUGGGCUUACGAAUAGUUUGAUCUUGAACAUUAGAAACAGGAUAUGUGAAAUUACGUCAACUUUUGGAAUUGAAUAGGUUUAUUGAAAUAAAAAUUAAACAUAUGCCCAGCUGUCACUUAUCAAAACUGUAAAAGUAUAACGAUGAAGUGGUGUUUCUUAUUAUUUGCUAUUGUAGUGGUUUCAGAAGCAGCAAAAAGGAACUCUGUAUCCCGAUUUAGUAGACCUUUGAAAUCAAGUGCUCAGAAUGGAUAUCUAAAGUGGCUUCAACAAAACACAAACCCUUUAAAAUUGCCAAGUGUAGCCAAUGGUAUACAACGUGUAAUAAAACGAGGAAUGAGAGAUUUAAGAAUGUCUUUUAGGGGAAAUAGGCCUGCUGAAAAUCCUCCUAUACGCCAGUCAUCUCAUCAUGGACAAAGGCCUAUUAAGGCCUUUUCCCAUCCAAAACUUCAGCCAGUACUGCUUUCGGAAGUACAGUCGCAACAACAGCAACGCUAUUAUCCAGCCUAUGGUACCAACCAUAAUUCAGGGCAACAGAAUAUAAGGACACAGAAUCGGUACAAUCAUCAGGAACAGCCAAGACUUCAACCUCCAAGAAGACCUAUGCGCUUACCAAACAAUGACGGAAUGCCCAGACAUCCACCCAUGUAUAAUUCCCAGAAUCCUAAUAGCGCAGGACAACAAAGAGUGCCAUUCCGACAAAGUAGCGCAGCAUCCAUGCCUGUUCCCUCCCUACACUCAAAUCCAUCGCCGAAUAGAUUCUCUCAGAAUCUUAAGGGAACGCCUAUAAAUCCUACUCCUCAAAUGCAUGGACGUCCAAAGAAAAACAGGGUAAUUGAUGUCUAUCACCAUAUACCAGUUACUCAAAAGCCGAACUAUAAUAUGUACCCAAAUGUCCCUCUACUUCCUGAGACACAACCAUUGGUUAGUUCCCACAGCCAACCAGCAAUUCAAAAGUUUCCAUCUCAAGCAAACAGGCCAUUUUCUCCAGGAUUUACAUCCUCAGAUCCUAUAAAACAGCGACAUAAUUAUCGUCAGUCUCAACCAGGAAUAGCUCCUCAAAGAUUUCCAGGAUCAGAACAUCAAAAUGGUAAUAGAUUCCCGCCAAGAUCGUCUCCUGAAUUGUAUAAAAAUAAAAAUACAAACCAGAGAUUUCCUGUGAUUCCUCCUCCAAACUUUCAUUUUCAAAAAGAGAAUUCUUUCGGACAACAUAAUCCAGUUGGUCAUGUGAAUAAUCAUCCAAAUAUUCCAAAAGUAAAUGCUGAAACAUUUGGCAUUGAUACAUAUGGUGCAGAAGAAGAUGAUGAUGACCAACAUACAAGUGGUUCACAAAACAUUGAAGAACCUCAUUUGCAAAGCAAUAAUCCAAAGGUUCCUCAUAGAGAUUUAAUUCGAGAUGAUAAAUUGAGAGUUGUUCACACAGUUGAAGAAAAUCCUUUAAAUAAAACAGAAACAGUGAAAAAGUAUUGGGAUUUCCGCCUAGAAAAUUUUGGUCUUCCUUCGGCACAAAUAAAUAAACCAACGGAUUUACAAAAAUCAAAUAUUUCUUCCUCCCUUGUUGUGAGUGAUCAAACUCAAUUAUACCAAAAAGAGAAACCGAUUGUUAUGCCUGCCAUAAAAGAAAAUAUGAACCUAGAACCCAAACUUCCAAACGGUUUUAGUGAUUUAAUUCGUACAAUCAAACCAGAAAUAUUGCCAGCAAUUAAUGAUGAAAAAACUUUGAAAUAUAAAAAUAUCUCAAAAGAAUUUUAUCAUAUAGAUAACAAACCAAAUCUGUCUUUUGAACCCAUAGUAGAUUUGCCUCCUCAGUUCAUGUCCAUUGAAACAAGCAGCAUAGAACAAAGUACAAAAAGUUCAGUUGGUUUAGCGAACGUUCCGGAAUUGAAGAACCAUAAAAUGCAUUCUGAUCACAAUAAAAACAAUGUUGAAUCUAGUUCGGUACUUGAACCAAUUAUAAGUUCAAAAUCCGUGGAGCGUAUACCUAUAUUAGUGAUGAACGUAUCCAAUGAACAUAAUUAUGCACAGAAGCCAAAGUAUUUACCUGAUUCUCAGCAAAUUCAUAAUGGAAAUAUCAAUACCGAACCUGCGUUAGAGUGGAACCGUGAUAUUAAAUAUAUACCAGCUGAAAUAUUCAGGAAAAAUUCUACAAUGAAUAUACAAAACGAGUACAAAAAUGAUAAUAGUUUAAAAGACUCCUUCAGUGAUGUUGGUUCUUUCUCAGAUCAUUCUGUUGCACCUUUUGGUAUUAAUGUACGUAAUAAAGCCCAGUUUCAAAAAUUUGAAGAUAUAACAACUUCUUCUGAAUAUCCGAUAGAUUUAGAAAAUGAAAACAGUGAUGCUGAACCAAGAAAGUAUUUUAGAGGUCCUCAACAUGUUAUCAACAAUUGGACCAUUUUUGAAGAGCAUCCAGUUACAAAUUUCGCUUAUCGUCGACUUAUUUCUACCAGUAUACCUUAUUUUAGUUCUUGGAUAGCCAGUGCAACAACGGCUAUGCCACACGAAACAUUUACCAGACAUACGCUUCAAGACAAUAGCCAAUCCAUGUCUACGCAUAGAAAAAUCAUAAAUGCAUGGAAUCUUGCUAAUAAAGUACUGGGACGAAGAAACAAUACGAGACUCUUAUAUCCAUCUCUAGCUUCUUCUACAGAGAAACCUGAAUUUAAAAGACUUAAAUUCACUUAUUCAUCUUUGCCCCGAAGUUCAGCUGAGAGCGUAUCUGAUGUCUCCAUCAAAAAUAGUUCCAAAACAUUUUUCAAUUUUAAAACUGGUACAACACAAAGCAUACUGGACAGUAUAAUUUCAGCAGAGUCAAAAGCUACUGCAAAUUAUCCAAUAUCUAGUGAAUUACCGUUUGCUGAUGUCUCAAAAGAAUUUGAAAGGACAAGUAGUCCUCCACGCUCUAACGAAAGAUUCAGUUUUAAUAUGACAUCAAAUGGAAACAGAGCACUGGAACGAAUUAAUGCUCGUCGAAAUCAAAGCAUGGCUUCGAAAGGAGACAAAAGGCCGUAUUAUAUCAAUCUAAAACCAGUUACAAGACCAUACUCAUCAAGCAUAACAAAUUCUCCAGUAGUUGUUUCUUCUGAAAAGAGUACAAAUUCACCUUCAAUGUUUUCAGUUCAGAUGACGACUAAGUCCCCUACAGUAUCUUCUACUCAAAAGUACACAAAACCACCUGCAGUGCUUUCCUCUCAAAAAUAUACAAAUCCACCUGCAGACUUUUCCACUCAAAAAUACACAAAUACACCUGUAGAACUUUCCACUCAAAAGCCCACAAAUCCUCCUGCAGUGUUUUCAACUCCAAAGCACACAAAUCCACCAGCUGUGUUUUCAACUCAAAAGUAUGCAAAUUCACCUACAGUAUCUCCCACACAAAAAUACAGAAGUACAGAAUCUGAACGUAAAAAUAAGUCUCCAAUGCUUGUCACAGAAAGUACUAUCAGAAAAUUCACACUAGUGAAACAUAAACCCGUGUUUUCAAGUUCAACAACAUCACCCAAGAAAUUAUCAACAACAGAAAGGACACCAUCUACAAAAACUUACAGAAAGAUUGGUCUUUCCACAAUGUAUGCUACACCUACCACAGUGCCUGGUCUCGGCACAGCAUAUGAAGAUGAAAUAACCACUCUCCCUAGUAUUGAAAGAUUCUCAACAGAAUCUAAUGCAGAAUCGGUAGCAUAUGCUACGCUUGAGGAAUAUGUUAAUCCAACAGAAAUAGAUGAAGUGGAAGUUGCGACCGAAACAGAGAAACAUUAUGCGACCAAGUUCUAUGCGACUUCUUCACCAAAUAAUACUAGUAUUUACGAAACUACGACCGAAAUGAUUGAUCAGGAACAAUUAAUUGUUGAUACUCUGAGAUCUACUAAAAUAAAAAUGCAGGAGAUGAUGUCCAAAGGCCUCCGCCACCUCCUGCCCAUGGUCAUGGGUUUUAGUUCUGAUAUCAGCCUUUCCAGUGACUGCACAUUUUCUCUUCUUAGAUGGCUUCGAGGAAUCAAAGGACUGGAACAAUGGGCUGUAAAAAUGAUGGAUGCAUCAAGUAAGAUUCCUGAAGGAAUUCUUUUUGGUACUUUCUCAACUUUCGGUUCUUAUGAUGAAUGUAUUGCAAUUGAAACACCUGACAGAAGUUCACAAAUUCAGUUUAUUGGCCAAUAUUGCUCGAUAAAUAUUCAACCCAUUUUACCUGAAAAUGAACGUCAGUUUACUAUUCAUAAUGCUUUUAAAAGGUAUCCAAAGCUUAAGAAAAUCCUUCAGGAAAUGAAUAUAGAUGAAGAUACUAUGGCAUAUUAUUAUAUUUUAAAGCAUAGAAUUGGUUUAUGUAUUCCUUCAACUUGCACUUAUGAAGAUGUUCUAAAUGUUACAGAUAAUUUGGCUAGUCAUCUAAAGAUGAAAUUAUCUAUUGGUCAUUGUGAAACAUCUGAGAAGCCCAAGUUUACAAAAGGACAAAUUAUCAGCAUGGUUGGAGUUUUCACUGCAUUUGCAAUAGUAAUUGUAGGAACGACUUUAGAUUUCUUCCUUCGUCAUAGGUUGGAUCUUGAUAUGGAUAUUGAAGAAAUUGUUAGAAAAAAGAGCAUCUUAAGACAAUUCAGCUAUGCGUUUUCAGCUUAUAGAAAUGCUUGCAAAAUUCUGAACACAUCAAUACCAUCUAAUCAUGUUUCUGCAUUGCAUGGAAUAAAGUUUUUAAGCAUGACUUGGAUAAUGCUUGGUCAUGUUUAUUAUUGCAAAGAUUACUUGACUUUAGCUGGUCUAAAUCGAAUUCGUGAUCUAGGCUCCAAUUUAGCUUUCCAAGUAAUUCUGAACACAGCUUUUGCAGCUGAUACAUUCUUCUUUUUAAGUGGUUUACUUGUUGUGUAUUCAACCUUCCAAUAUCUUGAAAACUCAGAUGGAAAAUUUACAAUUGUGGGCUUCUAUAUAAAAAGAUAUUGCAGAUUGACUCCAGCAUUCUUGAUGAUUUCGGGUGUCAUUUUAUUGGGGCCAUUAAUUGGCAGUGGUCCUAUAUGGAAUGAAACAUUGGAACCAUUUGUGACUGGCUGUGAGAAUUAUUGGUGGACAAAUCUUUUCUAUUUUUCAAAUUUUAUUCCAACAGCCAAAACAUGUGUUCCACAUGGUUGGUUUCUGUCUUGUGACAUGCAAUUUUAUCUCAUAUCUCCUGUUGUUAUUCUUGGAUUGUAUAGACGACCGAGGAUGGGAAUGCUACUUAUAGCAAUUGGUAUUAUAAUAUCUAUGGUUUCAGCAGGAUUUCUCACUUAUCUAUAUGAUUUACCACCAGUGUCUUUAUUUUCUCUUCCUGAUCAGAAAGACAUCAAUGAAUACUUAGAUACAAUGGGAUACAAGCCAUAUGCACAUUAUGCUGCAUAUUGUAUAGGAAUGGGCACUGGUUUUCUUUUGUCAGUGAAACAAAAGAUACCAAUAUCAAAAAUUAUUCAAAUAUUUGGUUGGAGUUUUGCAGUAACUUCUUGUACUCUAAUUGUUUAUGGCACCUGGGAUUGGAACAGUGGCAAUUUACCUGAUUGGCCUAUAUCAGUGGCUUAUGCUACUUGCAGCAGAGCUGUUUGGGCCUUAGGAAUUGCAUGGUUAACAGUAAUUUGUUUUGCUGGUUAUGGAGGAAUUAUAAAUAACAUCUUAUCAUGGCCUGGAUUCAUUCCACUAAGUCGUCUUUCUUAUUUAGCAUACUUAAUACAUCCUCUACUAAUGUAUCUGUAUGCCAGUUAUGUUAGAAGUCCAUUUUAUUUUAGUCAGUAUGUUGUGGUUUAUCUUUACUUUGGUCAUUUAUGUGUCACAUUUGGUUUAGCCUUCCUUUUCUCUAUUACAUUUGAGCUGCCAUUCCUUAACCUUGAGAAAAUAAUUUCAAAACGUUUGGAUCAAAGUAGAAGGAAAAGAAGAGCAUCUUUUACUCAUUACUAUCCUAACUGGCAGCACCCAGAAUAUCCCGAAAUAAAAGAUUCUGUAGUUCUUAUGCGUAGACGGACAGACAGAUUUAUUAAUACAUAAUGUUUUCUUACAUGCUCAGCGAAGAAUUACGGGGAGUGAAAUCUCCAGUUAGUUUCUACUAACAACUCAAGUGCAAGACAGAUUGAAGUUCACAUUUCUGAUUGUAUUUAUUACUUCAGUUUUUUUUUUUGCAACAAACCAGCUAAGAAAGUCCACAUCAAUGCAUAUGGACAUUUUAAUGCUUAAUAACUAGAAAGAGUAUCUGUCUUUUUAUUUUAUAACCCUUUUUCACCAUCAUUUAAAUAAUACAUAUUGUUCUCAUCCUAUUUUUUUAAACCUUAAAAAUGACCAUAAAAUGAUGUAAGGUUUAAAAUUGUUCUGAUUUGUAUAUCAAGAUCCUUUUGUAUAAUUAGGAUUGUAUAAAAGGAUCUAAAGAGCAAAAAUUUAUUUACAUUUUUUUCUAUACCUAAUUUCAUAUUGCAUCAAUAAUGCCAAACAAACAUUUUUGUCAAUUUUCAGGAACUGUCACUGGUUGAUUAGUUAUUUCUCUUAACACAUUGUAAUAAUUUAAAAUUAAAUGGGAGCUAAAAGAAUAAACAAUAUACUGACAUAGUUCACCUUUAAUGCAUUGCUGAGUGAAGGAUCCUUUUUAAAAAUGUAUUUGUGUGGUUAGCAAUUUUUACUGAAAUAAAAUAAGAACCAGAAGAAAUUUUCAAUCAACGUAAAAAUAUCAUUUUUUAAAAAAAUUUGUUAAAUAAACAUUUAUUAAUGAGAUAAUGCGCAAGUAUAUGUCAUCUAAUAAUAAAAAGCUGAGCACAAACCUUUACUACAUUAGUUCACAAUUUGUCAGCCUUUUCAUAAUCAUUUGCAUGUUUUUAAAUGUGAAUGAUGGCAUUAUUGGUGAAUUUACUUAUUCUAAUUCAUUUAUAUUCUCAUCAAAGCUAUCAUUAUGGUAGGAAAAACACUGCCAGCCUUUCAAGCUUUCUGUUUAGUUUUCAGUUUUAUUGAUUUGGAUACAUAGUUCUUAAAUACAUGUUCAUUAAUUAUUUCUGCAAUAUGAAGGUGUUUUUCUGUGAUACAAAAUAUUUUAACCCUUCAUUGAGACAAACCUUAACAAAUACAUUUCUACCAAACUGCAGAUUUCAAACUGUCAUUUUUUUUUUUGGCAUUUCACUAUUUUUUUCCUAUUAGAAGUGUGUUAUUUUCUUUCAUGUUUAUUUAGGAUUAAGUGUUGUAUAUUGUUUAGAUGAAUUGUUUUGUAAAUAAACUUGUGUUUAUGUCACUCAUCUGUUUGUUUUGAUCACAUAAGUAUUGUACAUUUAUGGAAUAUUUUUGUAUCAGUCAAUAUUGUAACAUUUUUUA